CCGCCUCGUUCUUCCAACCUACGUUUACGUCUUUCCAUCCUGACUAUAUCGGACAAGAACCAUAAGAUUGUCACUGACCUAUUCAAUCAUAUAACCAGAAUGCCUGUCCCCGCUCAACUGCGCACAAUAGCUCCAGAGAAAAUCAAGGCAGCCGUCUCUCCUAGCGCGAUCUCAGCGUUUACACAGACACGUCAUCGUCCGGGGGCUGGCUCUGCUAAUAAUAAACUUCAAGCCACAACAAGGCCUUCUACAAGAGCUUCUGCUCGCAUUGAAGAUGUCUCUUCCUAUGUUGUUGCUUUGCUUCAAGGCAAAGGUCAUGGAGUUGAAAUUGGUAUAGCUGCAAUAAGUUUAUUGACCGGUCAGACUGUCAUCACUCAAGUUGCUGACAAUGCCAGCUUUGAAAAAACUGUACAGCAGCUUUAUUCCCAUCCACCUAACACAAUCAUUGUUCCAGAUACCAUGUUAAAGAGUGGAGCUGCGGAAGCCAGUUACGGUGACCAGAGGGAUAUCAACGUAAAGGAGCACCUCAUGAGUAGGCUAGAAGACGAAUAUGAGAUUGAAUGUAUUGGUGUGGACCGCAGUCACUGGAAUCGAGAAACUGGCCGUGAUUUUGUCGAGGACUUGGCAGUUGAUGACGAGCUCAAAGCAUCUAUCCUUAUGGCUAUUGAAAACAAAUUCUAUGCCCUAUGUGCUCUUUCUGGAUUGUUCAGAUAUUUACAGGUAUGGAGGAACAUUGAAUUUCCGGAGCGCAGUCUGAGGAUGAAAUAUGUGGUCUCUGAAGGGACGAUGUUCAUUGAUAUUGAAACUGCCAAAAAUCUGGAGCUCGUGCGCAAUAAUCUCACAAAUAAGGCCACCCAUACGUUGUACUCUGUUUUGAACCAUUGUCAUACUCCUAUGGGUAUGCGACUUCUUAGGACAUGCAUACUCCAACCAAGCAAUGUUCUUAGUGAUAUAGAAGGAAGACUUGAUGCUGUUCAGGAACUUGUGACAGCGCAAGAGAAGCUCACAGUUUUGAGGUCAAAGUUGUCUGUUAUGUCUAAGAUGGAUUUGGAGUCCAUUGUUGCUCAGAUUUCACAUCAAAAUCUGUCACAAACAGAUGUGGCUAUGACUGAUCGCAGGAUAUCUCUGCUGCUCAACCUUGUGGACUACUUACAGAGCGUCAAAUCAAUCAAUGCUGAGCUUGCAGGAGGACACUGUAAAUUGCUUGGCAUGAUUGCUAGGCGCCUUUCCGAUAAACAACUUGGCAAGUUAUCCAGCAUUAUCAACAACUGUCUUUCCAGAGAUUCGACAACGUUGAGGAAAAAUGGAAAACACCAAAAUGCCAGAAUCGCUCGGUUGUUUGCUGUGAAAGCAGGUUUUGCACCUCUGCUGGAUGUUGCUAGACAGACCUACCAGGAGAAUCUUCAGGAUAUCUAUGACUUGGAAUUAGAAGUCAAUGGAAAAUAUGGCUUGAGCUGCCAAGUUGAGAGUGUGGGAGGUACAUUUCAAUUUAGCAUACCGUCAGGACAGCCUGAAAACUUGCUACCAUCUGAAUUUAUUGGUACUGAAAAGGCUAAGCACAAAAUUCGGUUCACAAGUCAAGAGCUUCUCAAACGGUGUGCGAAACUGUCCCAAUCUCAUCAAGAGGUUCUGUUGAUCAGUGGACAAACCAUCAAUGAUCUUAUCGCGCAAGUGAAGGGAAACUUGGGUGGACUAUAUCAUUGUGCUGAAGCUAUUGCAAGUCUUGACAUGAUCGCAAGCUUUGCCUUUAGUGCCUUCAACAGCAACUACAUUCGUCCAGAUUUCAAGGAUACUCUAGCGAUUCAUGGUGGCCGCCAUCCAAUUUUGGACAAUUUACUUGGUGCUGGUGAUUGUAUACCAAACAACGUUUAUGCUGCAAGAGGUUCUGCCACUUUUCAAAUCAUUCAAGGUCCUAAUAUGUCGGGCAAAAGCACUUAUCUAAAGCAGGUAGGGCUUUUGACUGUACAGGCUAUGAUUGGGUGCUUUGUACCUGCGGAAUAUGCAUGCUUUACAAUUCAUGAUGCUCUUUUGAGUCGUUUAUCAAAUGAUGAUUCAAUGGAGAAAUGUCUAUCAACCUUUGCCUCGGAAAUGGCUGCAUCAGCCAUGAUACUGGGACUCGCAAGUCCUAGGUCACUUGUUCUCAUAGAUGAAUUGGGGAGGGGCACUUCAAGUCUGGAAGGCAUGGGAUUAUCCUAUGCCAUAGCUGAAUCGCUCAUUAGGAGGCAAUCUUUCGUCUUUUUCGCAACUCAUUUCCAAGACCUUGCAGUAAUUCUUGGGAAUCUGUCUGGAGUUGUAAAACUACACCUAAAGGUCCAGCAUUGCAAUACAGAAACCCUUUCACCAACAGAAUUUGGCAGUACUUUUGCCUACAAAGUUGCUGAGGGUGCAGCUCCAAUGGUGCACUAUGGCCUCGAGAUAGCUAAACUAGCCGCCCUUCCUUCAACGGUUUUGCAAAGAGCAUCAGAGAUUGCAACUCAACUGAGUGAAUUGGAAGAACAGGGUAGGCGGUCCAACUUAGCCAACACUAGCAUGCGACGCCGAAAGAUACUGUGGGAGUUGAGGGCCAAACUGAAGCAGGUGCAAAGUAAUUCAAGGCUUGAUAAUGAGACAUUGGGAGAAUUUCUUCUGAAUCUUCAAGCUCAAUGUUAUCUGACUCUUCGUCAAUCCCUAGAGAUGGUUCAAACAACAACCAGUGGUAGUGAAACAGGGCAUUAACAAUCAGCUCAUCAAAAUCUAGUAAUCUGAUCCGAAUUGAUUCCGACAUUUUUUUAUGUGCUGCAUAGGAAACAGAUAAAUGUAAU
Cryptococcus deneoformans JEC21 is the source of this 2801-nucleotide messenger RNA. Its product is annotated as mismatch repair-related protein, putative. The record is from RefSeq and is a predicted model, not a curated record. Gene Ontology annotation, biological process: reciprocal meiotic recombination; mismatch repair. Gene Ontology annotation, molecular function: ATP binding; ATP-dependent DNA damage sensor activity; mismatched DNA binding. Gene Ontology annotation, cellular component: nucleus. Bases 100 to 2715 code for a protein of 871 amino acids. The transcript has 36 exons. Lineage: Eukaryota; Fungi; Basidiomycota; Tremellomycetes; Tremellales; Cryptococcaceae.